Molecule: messenger RNA, 2632 nt
Organism: Parasteatoda tepidariorum (common house spider)
Lineage: Eukaryota; Metazoa; Arthropoda; Arachnida; Araneae; Theridiidae
Source: RefSeq, a predicted model, not a curated record
UGUGCCGCCACAAAAAAAAAGGUUGAGAAUCACUGGUUUAAGGAUUUAAAAUCCUAUUAUUAUUACUAUAAAUAUCCCUUUUUAGUAUAUUCUACCCGGGGGAGACAUGAUUCAUUUCUUUUUUUACCACUUAUCCAUUUUUAGGCAUAGAAAUGAUUCAGGAAAAAGCUAUUCAAAUUCAUUAGAAAUAAUUUUAUAUAAAUUCAAGCAUAAAUAUGAUUAUGAGUUUAUUUUAUUCGUACAACUUCAGUAAAUUGAAUGAAUUCCUAAGAAAAAAAGAGUGAAAGAACGAGUGUAAGUUCUUAAUGGUGUAUUGAAAAGGAACAGAUACAGUUAUAAAUAACUGAAGAUCAAUGAAUACUUAAAAUGCUUGAAUUCUCCUUUUAAAAAUUAUUAAUUAUCAAAUUUGGUCAGGUAUGAUGCAUUUUGAAAUUAUGCAGAAUCCUUCGUGUCUGAGAAUAAAAACGAUAACGCACCAGACGAGACUUUGGAGGUCUGUAAAAUUGACAUAUGAAUGGAAAAUUGAGUUCAAUAUAGAUUUUUACUACACAAGACCACCUCCAAUGAUAAUGGUUGAGAAGGGAAUAGAGUUGCCGGUAUAUAUAAAAAGAAGCGGCUCAAUGAAAAGGAUUGUAGUCUAAAGAUAAAUUCAUUCACACUGUGUCUAUUCUUGGUAGUUGUCAUGUGUUUGGAACGCAGAAAAGUUAUUAUGUGAAUCAUGAGUUGUGGAAACAUAGUAAAUGGAACAAAUUUGAUUGGCUGUAAACUUUUUGCUGUUUUUUUUAUUCUGUUGGUACUUUUUAUUCUCCUGUGCUCUUUGAGAAGCCCAAUAUUUUUUGAAGUGGAAAAUUUUAACGUUGUCUUCACUUUUAUUUUGAGUUCAUUUCAGAACUCAUUAUAUAUUUUUUUAUCUUGUGAGAUUGUGAUUUUUUUCUUUCCAUUAUUGAAGUCAUUUUUAUUUUUAUUUUUUAAAUCUAGUUUAUUCUUAAACAUGCCUCGUAAGAGAGGAUUAACAGAUGCCGAAAUACAAGUUUUGAUGGAUCAGCUUGAUGCUGAAUGCUACGAUGAUUCUGACUCAGAAUGUGAAAAUGAAGAUGGUAAUGACAUUCGGGUAAUGGAAGAUGAAGGUUUAGAAAAUGAAAAAAAUGAUGAUAUAAACGAUAGCAUUAAUGAAAUUGAAGAGGCGGAACGUCAAUACGAUUGGGAAAUUCCUACAGCCAAUGACAAAAUUGUUCCUCUAAAUUUCACAGGAAGGGUAGGAAUAAAACCCAAAUUCCAACACUUAGAAAAAGAAACUGAUUUUUUUAAGCUUUUUUUUUCGAACGAUUUAAUCAAAUUAUUAUGCGAGGAAACAAAUCGAUACGCAAACCAACUAUUAUCUCUGAAGUUAGAAACAUCCGAGAAAAGGAAACACUACAUUGAAUGGAUUCCAGUUUCACCCAAAGAAAUUUUAAAAUUUCUUGGAUUGAUACUAUUAAUGGGUCACAUUGAUAAAGAUAAUGUUUCUGAUUAUUGGUCCAAAGAUGAUCUUUUUGAAUCUCCCAUAUUUGGGAAAACUAUGCCACGAGACCGAUUCCUUCAGAUUUUGAAAUUUCUUCAUUUCUCAAAUAAUGAGGAAAAAUUGAGCUCGAAAGACGAGAAUUAUGAUCGAUUGUGGAAAAUUAGAAGUGUUUUUAACAAAUUAAAUGAAUCAUUCAAGGAAGUGUAUGAUCCUACAGAGGAGCUAUCUAUAGAUGAAGUGAUUAUAAAAUUCAAAGGUAGGGUCAUUUUUCGGCAAUACAUACCGAAAAAAAGAAAGCAAUGGGGCAUUAAAGUUUACAAAGUAGCCGAUAGAAGAGGCUAUACCUACGAUAUGCAAGUAUAUCUUGGAAAAGAUAAACAGAAAGAUAAACCACAUCUAUCUGCUUCCUACAAUGUUGUUUAUAAUAUGGCAAACACCAUCCAGGGGAAAGGUCAUAAAUUAUAUAUGGACAANUGCGAUCUUCUUGAGAAUAAAAAAAUUAAUUCCUGUGGAACUGUACGAGUAAACAGAAAAGAUUUCCCUAAAGAAUUGGGGAAAAAGAAAUUAAAAGCAGGCGAAACCAAUUGUUUAUGGGGAAAUGGCCUCGUUGCUGUAUGUUGGAAGGAUAAGAGAGACGUUCUUAUGCUUUCCAAUAUACAUUCUCCGAUAGAAAACAAAGUUUCUAGUGAAAAACCAGAAAUCGUCAAAUCCUACAACAAACACAUGGGAUAUGUUGACAAAAGUGACAGAAUGGCAAACAGCUACUCAUUCAAUCGAAGGACACUGAAGUGGACAAAAAAACUUUUUUUUCAUUUUCUGGAUCUCUCGGUUCUUAAUGCAUAUUUAGUAUCAGAAUUGAAAGAGUCCCACAAAGAGUUCAGGAUAAAUCUAAUCAGAGGUCUACUUCACGAAAACGUACUGAAUUGUCUUACAUUAUCUCCAUCAACAUCAAAAAAACCUCGGUUAAUGCCUGAAAAUAAUCAUUGGCCAAGAAAAGAAAACACUAGAAGAAGAUGCGUUAACUGUUCUAAAAAAGGGACAUAUAGACGAUCGACAGUAAUAUGCAAAGCAUGUAAUGUUGCUUUAUGUAUAGAUCUAAAUUGCUUCGAGGAAUACCACACAACAUUUUAA